GUACCAAUCUGCGCUGACGAUACCCCCCGUUGGGGCUAGAGCCACUGGCUAUACAUGAGCUUUAGUUUCUGGUAGGGAGAAGAACGUCAGUGUGACUUGUCAGGGUCGUUUGUUAUCACAGUGCAAUUUCACCUAAUCGAACGCACAUACGCAAUCGAAACAGCAGUAGAAUUACUAAUCUAAAGAUUCUACCUAGGAUUGCGCGAAUCGAAGAGUUCUUUCUGUUUAGUGGACGAACUUAAAAAGGGCACUAAAUCUUUGAGCUGAACCACAGUACGAACUAAGUCUGCUUCUUUGAUUGGCCCGAACAAACACCGCUAACAGAAAACUCAAAGAUUUACCUGUUCAACAACAUGAGCAAGCCACCGAUUACUCGGCAGACUCGUUCCCAGACGAGAGCUGCCCAAGAGCUUGCGAGACAUAACCUACAAACCGAGGAAGUAGUUGAUGAGGGUGCAGAUCUACAAUUUGAAGCCUCUGUGGUAGACCUUCAAGGAGGAGAAGAAGUUGACUGCGGUAGUUGCAUUCGACCCAAUAAUGCCGAGACGUUUAUGGUCCAAUGUUCGCGAUGCUUCCUCUACUACCACUUCUCGUGUGCGGGAGUGACCGUCGCCACCGUUAAUCUCCAGCCGUUCAUUUGUAAGACCUGUAUUCCUCUCGGGCCGCCAGAGAAAAUCCCUUCAGUACGCUCUGGAACAACUUCGAGCUUACGUAGCUCACAGCUUUCGUUGGAACUACGAAGAGUGGAGGAGGAGAUACAACUGGAAGAGGAGAUUUCCCAGCAGCUUGAACGCAAGAAGAAGUUGAUUGCUAAAAGAUACGAUCUUAUGAGCCAAAGAGAUGAUGUCAAGUCACGCAGCAGCGGUCGUAGUAACCGAACGACGCCAAAUAGAGUUCUCAACUGGAUCGAGACACAGGGAAAAGCCGGUAAAUCCGACCCUGCCGAUUCCGUGAACUUAUUGAGCGGUAAUCCGGUCGGCCGGCUCAACGCGGGACUCACAUCUACACCGGUUAAUGAGAGCAAACCUGUAGACGACCUGGCACAACUUGCAAAGCUUCCAGCUGGAGGAAUCAGCGGUCCUGAUCCAAACAAACCUCCGGGCCAACUGGACCUCGAUUCGAUUCCCGAAGUUCCGGACAAACCUCGGAACAAUCCUUUCUCGAAAGGAGCCGUUGGGAAAUUGUUCAAACCGACUACGCGGUAUGAAAACUGGCUGGAUCAAAUAAACCGGAAGCCACCAGCUAACAAGCCGGAUGAUGUCGGCCGUCAACUGGCUGAUAAAGCAUUAGCUGAGAAGCUUGCACGAUUGGAAGAUCAACGUAAACAGGACCAGAACCUACAACGCGAACAAGAACAAAAGCUGAAACAUCAACUGCAACGUGCAGAGCAGGAAAGACUGGAGCUGAUUAGAGAGAAGGAUCGUGUCCUGGCCGAAAACCAAAACCACCAGAAGCGAUUUGACGAAUUUCAAGAGGACUUGAUCAACCAGUUCAACGAGAUGCUAAAUCAGCAGCAGAACAACGCCAAUAGCCGACCUGAAUCCUCGGACAACUGGUAUGACCGGGAGCUGCAGCAGCUGCAGCGAUCACGAGAGUUGAACUUCAAACGAAACGAACCCACACCAACACACAGCGUGCAUUCUAGUUUGCCUUCCAUUUCGGAGGGAAUCGGAAGCCUGCCGAGCCCGUACGGAGGACGCACGGAAUCAUCUCAUCCUACGAUUCCGCCGCAGGAAGAUCCAGAAGUUUCAAGCUGCUCCACUAUUCCGCCACGGCCCGUUCCGUCCGGUUCUCAUACCCGACCAUCGAAAUCGUGUCUGGAUCCACCCCCGCUUACAUCCCACCAAAUAGCUGCGCGGCAAGUGGUGUCCAAGGAACUGCCAGACUUCUUUGGCGAUCCUGCUGAAUGGCCACUGUUCAUCAGUAGAUACAAUCACUCCACAAAAGCGUGUGGCUACACUGAUUCGGAAAAUCUGCUACGUCUAGAUCGAGCUAUCAAAGGGCACGCGAGGGAGAUGGUUAGCAGCCUACUGCUCGACCCAUCCACGGUGCCGGAGUUACUGUCCUCGCUGAAACUUCUCUACGGGAGACCCGAGCAGAUCGUGCACAACCUGAUCGCCAAAGUGCGAGCCACACCAGCACCAAAGGCAGACAAAUUGGAGUCGUUGGUGACCUUUGGAUUGGUAGUGCGUAACCUGUGCGGACACCUAAGGGCAAUCGGAAUGGAGAAGCACCUUUCGAAUCCGACACUGUUAUCCGAGCUGGUGGAGAAGCUUCCCGCCAACGUGAAGUUCAACUGGGCUUUGUAUCAACACCAGCUGAAAGAGGUAGACCUGAAUUCCUUUGGGUCUUACAUGUCUCAGAUUGCGACGGCUACGAGUGGAGUUACCGUACUGUCUACGGCCCCUAGAGCUGGUCGGGACGAGCGUCAAAAAUCUAAGGAAAAAGGAUUUGUCAACGCGCACGCUGAACAAGAAGAGACAAGCGACGGUGAAGGUAGAGACCAGCCAAAGGAGCGGUUGAACGUUGUCAACAAGAUCGAAACCCAUAAGGCGUGUCCGGCUUGCGGCGUCGAAGGUCACUCUGCGAAGGACUGUAUACAAUUCAAGGAUCUGAGUUUGGAUGAUCGCUGGAAGGUGGUUAAAGCGAAAAAGCUUUGUCGACGUUGUUUGACUCCGCACUCCCGUUGGCCGUGCAACGCUGAAGCCUGCGGGGUGAACGGUUGUCAAAAAAGACACCAUCGACUUCUGCAUUACGAUCACCCACCGGUAGAACCUCAACGUACCGAGCCGACGAACGCCACGGUCACGAUUCACCGCCAGCCAAAUCCGACGACCCUGUUCCGAAUCUUGCCAGUCACGCUGUACGGAGCGCGGGGGCAGGUUGACACGUUUGCCUUCUUGGAUGACGGAUCUUCGGUGACCCUUGUGGAGAGAUCGAUUGCGAACAAGCUGGGAAUUGCAGGAGAAGAUUCCUCUCUCUGUAUCCACUGGACCGGUGGCAUCAAGAAAAACAUCUCGAACACACAACUGGUAGAUCUGGAGAUUUCCGGGGUCAACAACACCAAUCGACUUAAAGCGAAAGCAGUUUACACCGUCGAAGGAUUGGGAUUGCCAGACCAGUCGAUGAAUUUCGAGGCGAUGGCGGCCAAGUACGAUUACUUGCGAAGUCUUCCUGUACAAAACCUGAUGUCCGCGGUUCCUGGUGUACUAAUCGGGCUGAACAACUUACACCUGAUGGCCCCCCUGAAGCUACGUGAAGGCAGAGAAGGCGAACCAAUCGCCACGAAAACCCGUCUUGGCUGGGCAGUUUACGGAGCUAUCCCGGGGCGUGAGGCGCCCUUCCUACACCGGCAGAUGCACAUCCACGGAAGCCCGACCGGCGACGAACUCCACGAGUACGUGCGAAGCUUCUUCGCUGUCGAAAGUCUAGGCGUUAUAGCUGCACCUGGUGCCGUUGGUCCCGACGAGCAACGAGCAAUAAAAAUGCUAACAGAGACCACCAAGCGGACGGCAAGCGGCCGGUUUGAAACAGGACUUCUCUGGAGGCACGACUACAUCGAGUUUCCUGACAAUAGAGCGAUGGCUGAAAAACGGAUGAAGUGUCUAGAAAAACGUUUGCUGAGAGACCCCGUGCUGUACGACAACGUUCAGAAGCAGAUAGCAGAUUUUCAGCACAAGGGUUUUGCUCACAAAGCUACACCAGAGGAGCUGCAGCGUUUUGACCCACGCCGAACCUGGUAUCUGCCACUUGGUCUGGUGAUCAACCCGAAUAAACCCGGGAAAGUUCGCCUCAUUUGGGAUGCGGCGGCGAAGGUCGACGGAGUUUCGCUUAAUUCGAUGCUGCUCAAGGGACCCGACUUGCUUUCACCUCUGCUGUCCGUGCUCUUCAAGUUCCGGGAAAGGCAGGUAGCGAUUGGCGGUGACAUUGAGGCCAUGUUCCACCAGGUUCGGAUACGCGAAGCAGAUCGAAGUGCCCAGCUGUUCUAUUGGCGGGAUUCCCCUGAAAAGCCGUUGGAAACAAUGGUAACCGACGUUGCCAUUUUCGGUGCCAGCUGUUCACCCGCGCAUUUCCAGUACGUUAAAAAUCUAAAUGCCACUCAGUACGAAAUAGAUUACCCCAGGGCAGCAAAUGCAAUCCGGACAAAGCAUUUAUCAACGACUACCUGGAUAGCGUCGACACAGCAGAGGAGGCGGCAGAGAUUGCGCUGGAGGUUGCCGAAGUUCACUCUAGAGCCGGGUUCCACAUCCGAAACUGGGUCUCCAACAACGCUGCGGUACUGCAGAGAAUCGGAGCGGCCAAUCCAACAACGGUGA
This is a messenger RNA of Culex pipiens pallens (northern house mosquito), 4316 nucleotides long. RefSeq lists its product as uncharacterized. The record is from RefSeq and is a predicted model, not a curated record. The transcript has 3 exons. Gene Ontology annotation, molecular function: nucleic acid binding; zinc ion binding. The coding region runs from base 354 to 4316 and encodes 1320 amino acids. NCBI's taxonomy places the organism in Eukaryota, Metazoa, Arthropoda, Insecta, Diptera, Culicidae.